This is a messenger RNA of Carassius gibelio (silver crucian carp), 1806 nucleotides long. Its product is annotated as protein C-ets-2-like. The record is from RefSeq and is a predicted model, not a curated record. Bases 121 to 747 code for a protein of 208 amino acids. Lineage: Eukaryota; Metazoa; Chordata; Actinopteri; Cypriniformes; Cyprinidae. The transcript has 4 exons. Gene Ontology annotation, biological process: cell differentiation; regulation of transcription by RNA polymerase II. Gene Ontology annotation, cellular component: nucleus. Gene Ontology annotation, molecular function: DNA-binding transcription factor activity, RNA polymerase II-specific; sequence-specific DNA binding.
UCUCGUGGCAGUCUCCUGCGGGAUCUCUUCCAGACAGCGGAGGACUCCGGUCUGCUGUCGUGUGGUCAGGAGCUCUCUCUGUACUCCAGACCUCAGCUCAGCACGGUCAGCGUCAGCUACAUGAAAGCGUGUCCAGGUCUCAGCGCAGUCUCGUCCUGCGAGCAGACGUCGGUGGAGAGCGUGGAGAGUGUGGAUGGCUCUGAGAGUGUCCUGCGCUCCUGGGGCAGUCACUCAUCGCUCGCUGAUGCCCAGCGCGUCCCGUCCUACGACAGCUUCGAGGAGGAGCUGGUCUCUGCUCCGCUGGGCCUCAGCAAACACGGCCUGUCCUUCAAAGACUACGUCCAGGAGAGGAACGAGCCUCUGGAGCAGGGCAGACCCGUGAUCCCCGCCGCCGUGCUCGCUGGAUUCACCGGAAGUGGCCCCAUCCAGCUGUGGCAGUUCCUGCUGGAGCUGCUGACGGACAGCAGCUGUCAGAGCAUCAUCAGCUGGACCGGAGACGGCUGGGAGUUCAAGCUCACUGACCCCGACGAGGUGGCCCGCCGCUGGGGGAAGAGGAAGAACAAGCCCAAGAUGAACUACGAGAAGCUGAGCCGAGGCCUGCGCUACUACUACGACAAGAACAUCAUCCACAAGACAUCAGGGAAGCGCUACGUGUACCGCUUCGUCUGCGACCUGCAGAACCUGCUGGGAUACACGGUGGAGGAGCUGCACGGCAUUCUGGGAGUUCAGCCGGACACCGAGGACUGAAGCGGCGGCGGGAACCCUGCGUCACGUCCAGACCUCAGCGGGGGUCUCUGUUUACGGGAGCGACCGAGCGCGAUUCUCCUUGCGGUUCUUCGGUCAGCCGAGAGUUAAAGACACUUUUAAACACUUGACACUGGGUUUGAUCUUUCCACGCUGUGUUCGCUCCACCAGGUGAUUCCUGUUACAAAGAUUAACCAACAGACGAAAGCCUGAAACACAGAGAGAGUUGGUUUUCCAGGAUUGCCUUACGAACGCAUCUCUUCAGAGAGAACCAGCGCUGAUCUUUCCAUUCGUUCACACCUGGAUCUUCACACCUGGUGGCCUUUCUAACGGAGAGACUCAAUCACUCUGAACUUUGAUUUAGCUUUGAUUUGAUGUCGAAUGUUGGUGCAGGAUUUGCGAGCGCUUCUGUUUUUCCUGAUAUUCCUGUGUAUUUUGUGAGUGUUUCAGUUCAUGUAUUUAUUGGAGUCUAGCUGGACUGCUUGUUGCUGGUUUUCGCUCCGGCCAAAGGGACGUGUAGAUUUCACGUCUGAAUGUUUACGUUUACCAAAGCUACGAGGCGUUAGCCUGACGCAGAACUGAAAGCUGCUUUCGUUUCGUACACUGGAGAUCUUUCAGGAUCAGAAGCACAGUUUGACUGUAAAUGUAUGCUGUUUAUUUACUCUGCGUUACUGUAGAGACGCCGGACUAUUCUUCUUCUUACUAUUAUUAUUAUUAUUAUUAAGAGAAUUUAUACGGAAACCAUGUGAUUGUAAAUGUGUUUGUAUGUAUUUGGUUGUUUUUCUAUAUCCAGUUGCUCUUUAGAGCAUGUUUAUUUUGCAGAUGAUUCUGAAAAGAGUUUUAUGAUGAUGAGAUUUAUUGAUCCGUUCGAGUGUUUUUAAGAGAGUCACUGCAGCAUCUCUUUAUUAAAGACGUCUGAACGUCCUCGGAUCCGUGACUUUACACCGGUGGAAACAUGUUCAGCAGGAUCUGUGUGUUUGACUCACGAGGAUCUGUUCAGACGUGCAUCUUUAUGUCAUGCCAAGUAUCUGUCAAAGUCAACAAUAAAUUCUUGUUAAAUGA